Cyphellophora attinorum is the source of this 2154-nucleotide messenger RNA. RefSeq names its product Heat shock 70 kDa protein 12A. Bases 1 to 2154 code for a protein of 717 amino acids. The transcript is spliced from 4 exons. The record is from RefSeq and is a predicted model, not a curated record. Gene Ontology annotation, molecular function: ATP-dependent protein folding chaperone; ATP binding. NCBI's taxonomy places the organism in Eukaryota, Fungi, Ascomycota, Eurotiomycetes, Chaetothyriales, Cyphellophoraceae.
AUGAGCUCUCGUCUGAAGAGUCUAGGCUUCGGUUCCAAACGAAAGAGCGCGGCCAAUAUCCAGACCAACACUGUCAAUCCCUCCAACGCCUCCACAUCGACCACCGCCAGUACCCCUCCACCGCCAAAUUCCUCGCAGACCAGCCUCCCUAUGAACUCCCAGGGACUGGGCCGCCCUCCAAGCUAUUCAUACAAUACUGCCGCUGGUCGUCCCCAGAGUCCUAUGCCCCCUGGCCAACAACAGACAAUGGCCCACCACCCUGCCCCGAUCGACACCAGACAAAGCUACAUGAACCAACACCCGCAGCAGCAGAUGGGACCCCCACAACCGCCUGGAUAUGGCGGUGCGUACAAUCAGAUGCAGCAGCAGCAACAAGGUAUGCAAUACAUGAAUACACAGCAUGCUGGUGGCCGUCCGGCUGAAGUCGCAGGCGAUUCCAAUCGCAGCAAGGCGCAACUAAUCGUCGGCAUCGACUUUGGAACGACGUUCUCCGGCGUCGCCUUUGCCUUCGCAACCAACACCGAAGCAAAAGAAGACAUCAUCACAGAAUGGCCCGGCGCAGGCAACCAGACCAAGCAGAAGAUCCCCACCGUGCUUUACUACGAUCAGUACCAGAAAGUCGUUGGCUGGGGCCCUGAUAUCGCAGAUGCUCUUGCGCCCACCGGCUAUCCCAAGCCAGGAGUACAGAAGGUGGAAUGGUUCAAGCUACAGCUCAUGCUGUCAGGCAACACAUAUAUCGACCCCAUCAACCUCCCACCUCUCCCUCCCGGAAAGUCCGAAAUCGAUGUCGCGGCCGACUACCUGUUCAAACUACGGCAAGCCAUGCGCGUACAACUACAGAAAACACUGGGUGAAGUCUUCAAUCGUGAGGAACGCAACAUCAGGUACUACCUGACAGUGCCUGCCAUCUGGAAUGACGCCGGCAAAGCUGCCACAAGAGCGGCUGCCAUUCAGGCUGGCUUCAUCCGUGACGAGAACGACAACCGCCUGACCCUGAUCACAGAACCCGAAGCUGCUGCCAUGUUCUGCUCCAAGACCGGCUUGCUGAAUAUGAAAGUCCACGAUGCGGUCCUUAUUGUUGAUUGCGGUGGUGGUACCGUUGAUCUGAUCGCAUACGAGGUCGAGGAAGAGACGCCGUUCACAGUCGCCGAAUGCACAGCUGGUUCCGGCGACUCAUGUGGCUCGACUGCUCUGAACCGAAACUUCUCAAAUAUUCUUCGCGCCAAAAUCCGAAAGAUGAAGCUGCCGGACGGCUCAAAAACCGCCGGGCGUGUGUACGCCAAGUGCAUCAUGGACUUUGAGAACCGAAUAAAGGCUGACUUCCGUAACAAUGGUCAAAAAUGGGCCGUCGACGUUGGUAUCGAAGCAGAGUUCCCCGAGGCCGGCAUUGAAGAAGGAUACAUGACGUUCACUAACGAGGAGAUCCUGCAAUGCUUCGAGCCAGUCGUCAAUCGCAUUCUCGAACUCGUCCGGAACCAGAUUAUCGCCAUCCAGGCGCAGAAUCGAUCACUACAGCACGUACUCGUGGUCGGAGGCUUCGGUGCUUCUGAAUACCUCUUCCAACAAAUCAAGCUACAUGUGCCGCCUCAAUUCCAGUCGAAGGUUGUCCGACCCAUGGACUCAGUGUCUGCCAUCGUCAAAGGCGCUGUCACAGCCGGUAUCACAGAAAAGGUCGUCACAUCGCGUGUUGCUCGACGGCACUAUCUCAUGGCGACAUUACAGCCUUUCAAGGAGGGUCAUCAUCCUGAGCAAUAUCGCGUGCCAAGUUUGGACGGCAAGGAUCGCUGCAAAUACACUCGACAGAUCUUCGUACAGAAGGGUGAGAGAGUCAAGGUUGGCGAGCCGGUCAAGGUCUCUUUCUUCCGACAGGUUGCACCAGGUGCGACGUUGAUGUAUGAGGAUAUCUUAUAUGCUUGUGAUGAGGAUGUGUGCCCCGAAUACACAAAAGAUCCUCGAAUCAAGGAAGUCGUCACCCUCACAUCAGAUCUCUCCCGCAAGAACCUCGAGAAGGAUUUUGAGCGCAUGGACACUCCGCAGGGCACCUUCUACCGUGUCUACUUCGACAUUUAUCUCACUCUGGACGGUUCGGAGUUCAAUGCUGAGCUCGUAUGUCAAGGCGAAGUAAUGGGCCGCUGUACCGCUCGAUUCAGAUAA